Molecule: messenger RNA, 2081 nt
Organism: Hemibagrus wyckioides
Lineage: Eukaryota; Metazoa; Chordata; Actinopteri; Siluriformes; Bagridae
Gene: jmjd4
Product: jumonji domain containing 4
Exons: 6
Coding region: 405-1664 (419 amino acids)
Biological process (GO): positive regulation of translational termination; protein hydroxylation; negative regulation of gene expression
Cellular component (GO): nucleus; cytoplasm
Molecular function (GO): sequence-specific DNA binding; histone H4R3 demethylase activity
Source: RefSeq, a predicted model, not a curated record
GAGACAUAAUUUAUACAGCACUAAUACAUAGUUUAAUAAUGUAUAGUUUAAUUUGAUGUUUGUGUAUUUUUUUUAAAACAUGUCUGACAUUGUGCUUGUUAUUUGUGGGUAAAUCCUCGUGCUGUGUGUCGGUGAUUUUCUUCCCCAAGACAGCGAACAGUCCAUGAUUAGAUAAAGCUAAAAUUCGGAUUAUUUUCUGAUAAAACAACACAGAGCCAGAUUUAUAACUGUUUUUCUGAGUAGAUCAGAGUCUAAUCUGAUGUUUUUAACACAAAAACGGAAAGAUUAUCUGAGGGUUUAAACAUGAGGUGUUUGAUAUAAAGACACAGUCUGCUUCUGGAUGAAGGUUAUAACUGAGUUAUAAUAAGGUUAUAAUAAGGUUAUAACCACUGCAGUGCCAUGCCAUGGACAGAGAGACGCUAGGAGCGUGCAGCAGCCUGGUUCAGUCGGACCGUCAGCCAUGUGCUGAGCUGCAGCCCUCACACUUUCUGCACUACAUCCAGACUGAGAUCUCCUACAGCCAGUUCUUCAGCAGAUACCUCCUCCCCAACCGGCCCUGCAUGUUCUCCUCCAACUUCACCCAGACCUGGAGCUGCAGGAGCCGCUGGGUCGGACACCACGGCAAGCCCGACUUCCACACGCUCCUGCAGGAGUUCGACGAGACGCCGGUCCCGGUGGCAGACUGCAACACCAAAGAGUACAACUCCAACCCCAAACACAUCAUGAGCUUCAGAGAGUUCCUCUCCUACUGGAGAGACUACAUCCAGAAUGGACACUCCUCACCGAAAGGCUGUCUCUACCUCAAGGACUGGCACAUGCACAGGAUGUUUCCAGAGCACCACGCCUACACCACGCCCAUCUACUUCUCCUCUGAUUGGCUGAAUGAGUACUGGGACACGCUGGACAUGGACGACUAUCGCUUCAUCUACAUGGGCCCUAAAGGAUCCUGGACGCCGUUCCACGCAGACGUGUUCCGCUCCUACAGCUGGUCAGCGAACAUCUGUGGGCGUAAGAAAUGGCUGCUGUACCCCCCGGGGCAGGAGGAGUUCCUGCGAGACUGCUGUGGAAACCUGGCCUAUGAUGUCACAUCCCCUGCCCUGCAGGACCAGCGGCAUUUCCCUCGCUUCAGUCAGGCAUGUCGCCCCCUGGAGGUGAUUCAGGAGGCUGGAGAGAUCCUGUUCGUCCCCAGCGGCUGGCAUCAUCAAGUCUACAACCUGGAGGACACAAUCUCCAUCAAUCAUAACUGGCUAAACGGCUGUAACGUGGAUGUGGUGUGGGAGUUCCUGCAGGGGGAGCUGUCGUCUGUCCAGAAGGAGAUCGACGAGUGGAGGGACACCAUGGACUCCUGGGACCAUCACUGUCAGGUGAUGAUGAAGUCCUGUACAGGGAUCGACUACGCUGAAUUCGCCGCCUUCCUCAAAACCAUCGCUAAUCACCGUAUCUCCUUCCUGUCCUCUGGUCACGGAAACACCUUGUCAGAGACGCUGAGUGCUCUCGGGCCUCACCACGCCACCUUUGACCUUCAGAGAGUGGCUCAUGUCCUAGAGAGCAUGCUGAGCAACGAGGAUUUUAAACGAGUGGAAACGUCAGAGCUGGAGAUCAACCUGGAGGAGCUGCUGCAGGAGAUCAGAGACACCAUCAGCAAAUACAACACGGCAUACUGAACAGCUUCAUCACCAUCACCUUCAACAGCUUCAUCACCAUCACCUUCAACAGCUUCAUGACGUGAACAUCCUCAUGCGAGUGGAGAAUCAUGUGGAACAUCUGAGUUUCAGUGUUAUUUUAACUUUCACCAUAAAUAAGAAUAAUCCUGACUGAUGUUAGUGUUCCUGAUAAAAUAAAGAAUAAACUCUAUUUAUAAACGAAUCACAGACUUGGAAUCCUGAACACAACAAACUGCUGGAAAUAUCUGCCACUAAAAUAACACCUGAAAGUCACGCCCCCUGAGCAGCCCGAAUACUCCAGUAAGAAACUGUGUCUCUGUUUCAUUCUAAACAUCAUGAAGAAGAAGCUGGAGCUGUGAUGUCACUUCCUGAUCCCAGCGUUUUUAUUGAAAUAAACAGAUUUAACAUCAAACAGAA